Messenger RNA from Tachysurus fulvidraco (yellow catfish), 3094 nucleotides. RefSeq names its product TBC1 domain family, member 17 (gene tbc1d17). Bases 129 to 2054 code for a protein of 641 amino acids. Gene Ontology annotation, molecular function: GTPase activator activity. The record is from RefSeq and is a predicted model, not a curated record. Gene Ontology annotation, biological process: activation of GTPase activity. The transcript is spliced from 17 exons. Lineage: Eukaryota; Metazoa; Chordata; Actinopteri; Siluriformes; Bagridae.
AAGUGACGCAACAACGUGCAUGUGACAUGACGUACGAUUUGUGGGCGUGGCCUGUGUGAAAGGGCCGUCGGUGCGUCGCUUGUUUUGGUAUUUUUGUUGCUUAUUUUAAUCAUUAUCUACGCGAAAGGAUGGAAAAUAAACCCGAGAAUUGCAAGCUGAUAUUUGAGAAGGAAGGAGUUUACCUUCACACCAAUGCCAAGAGGAGCAACGAGGACACGUCCAUCCCAGGGUUCAUCCGCAUUGUAGAACGGCAGGACGGAGAGCCAGCGUUGGAGUGGAGUCCAGUUCAGGAUGAGGGAAGAAAUGCACCGGCUGUCUUUUAUGCCAAAAAGGACGGUGAAGGUGGAGAGGAGGAGACCAAGUUUGACCCCGGGUACGAGCCCGACUGGGCUGUCAUCAGCACAGUGAAGCAAAACAGAGAGAAAGAACAGAUCCAUACUAGUACAAUAGAGACAGGUCAUUGGGGUACGUUCUCACUGCCCCUAUCGGAGCUCUACUCCCUGCGUCGUGCUCGUUUCUCUCUGGGCAGGAACUUUGUGGUGUUGACGAGUCGAAGAGGCGAUCCUUUACCCCCACUUCACUUCCACAGAGGUGGAACACGGGAACUGCUCCGAGCCAUGCAGAGAUACAUCCGCCUCGCACCGUCUCCAGUGGACGGUCGGUUGUUCCUCGCGUACCCUCAUGACUCGGGUGCUCUCUCUCACUCCUUCGACGAACUGCAGAUGUUUGAUGACACCAGCUCAGACCUCGUAUCUAGGUUUAUCCAGGACCCGUAUGCGACCACGUUCGGCGGCUUCUCCAAGGUGACCAACUUCUUCCGUGGAGCUCUGAGACCUCCAGAUUCUCCUCUGCAUUCCCACGGAGACUUACACACACCUCGCUUAUCUGACGACGAGCCUGGAUUCGAGCUCAUAACCUGCCAAGGGGCGGAGCUCGGUCCCCGACCCAAGGUGAGCAGGGGGCCGCCUCUGGACGACUGGGAGCAGUUCCUGGACUCGGAUGGCCGUGUCACAAAUCCACAGAAGGUUAAGGAGCUGGUGUUCAGAGGGGGCAUCGUCCCUUCUCUGCGGAAGGAAGUGUGGAAAUUUCUUCUGGGGUUUUACCCCUGGAGCAGCACAGCCAAAGAGAGAGAGGACAUCCUACGAAAGAAAACAGACGAGUAUUUCAGGAUGAAGGUCCAGUGGAAGUCGAUCAGCGAGGAGCAGGAGAUGAGAAACUCCCUCCUCCGAGGAUACCGCAGCCUGAUUGAGAGGGACGUGAAUCGGACAGACAGACAGAAUCCGUUCUUCUCUGGGAACGAGAACCCGGGCCUCACACUGCUGAACGACGUGCUCAUGACCUACUGCAUGUAUAACUUCGACCUGGGUUAUGUCCAGGGUAUGAGUGACCUCCUGGCGCCGCUGCUCUUCGUCACUCAGAACGAAGUGGAAUCUUUCUGGUGUUUGACAGGAUUUAUGGAGCUACUGCAUCAGAACUUUGAGGAAUCUCAGGAGGCGAUGAAACAACAACUGCUCCAACUCAACCUUCUGCUACGAGCACUCGAUUCUGAACUGUGUGAUUACCUGGACUCUCAGGACAGCGGUUCUUUGUGUUUCUGCUUCCGCUGGCUGUUGAUCUGGUAUAAGCGAGAGUUCUCUUUCGACGAUAUCCUGCACCUGUGGGAGGUUCUGUGGUCUGGUCUGCCUUGUUCUAACUUUCACCUGCUUAUGGCCUGCGCCAUUCUCGAGUCCCAGCGGGGGGAGCUGAUCGGCUCCAACCACGACUUUAACACAAUCCUUAAGCACAUCAAUGAACUAACCAUGAGGCUGGAUCUGCAGACGAUGCUGCGGGAAGCUGAGGGCAUUUAUCUACAGCUGGACCGGUGCAAGGAAUUGCCAGUGAAGGUUCGUGAAGUUUUAGGGAUCUGCGUAACCUCCAGUUCGGAUGAGGAGAGUUCAGAGUCGGAGCCCAGAGAGACGGACGGACUGCUCAGCCAAUCAGCUGCAGCGGGCGUGGCUGUUUGUCAGUCAAGUAACCGGAACGCCUCCCACGCCCAACCUCCUACUUACCCGUAAUCCCUGUAAUUCACGUGUUUGCUGAAAAAUUCUCAACGAUACCUGACACAUAACUAUAUGACAUAACGGUUCAUAAAGGAGUCGUUAAUGCUAAUGAACUGUAACUGAGUUUUUCUGAAGAGCCUGACAGAAAGCUUUACUAUAUAUUACUGUACUUACAGGGAGGGAAAACCAGACAAUACACAAUGCUGUGUUUGUGUGUGUGUGUUUGUGUGUGUGUGUGUGUGUGUGUGUGUGUGUGAGAUAGAGAGAGAGAUAUUAAUGAAUUAUAUUCAGUAUUAACUAGAUAAUUGGGGUAAAUAUAUAUUACUGGUUCUUAUUUCUACACUGCUUCUAAUGAAGCCCUGCCCACAUAUGAUAUAGCCACGCCCACUUGUACCAUGCUAAUAAUAAUGCCCAGAAACCCCACCCAUUCCUGAAAUGAACUAUUCUCUCAUAAUGUAACCCACUCACCUCUAAUAAAGCUCCAUCAUUCUCUCUCUCUCUCUCUCUCUCUCUCUCUCUCUCUCUGUCUCUCUCUCUCUCUCUCUCUCUCUCUGUGUCUCUCUCUCUCUCUCUCUCAAUGAUACAAUAACAGUUUGUAUUCUGUUAUCCAGGCCACAGGUUGAAUGCGUGUGUAUUUUAUUUUACACUAAUUUCCUAAAGGUUUAUUGAGGUGAUUAGGUCAUUAUUAGCAGUAUGUAUAACUCUAUAUGCGUAAUUGUUUUGGUUUCCUUUUAUUUUGUGUGUGUGUGUGUGUGUGUGUGUGUGAGAGAGAGAGAGAUCUAUUACGUGAUGUUUCUGCAUGUCGUGUUGAAUCUCUAUCUCUCAGUUGUGUGGCUGUGUUUUUGUUCCUGUCUCUUUGUGUCAUUGUGUAACUUUAAACAGUAGCGUUACACUACAGUUAGGACACAAUCACCUCCUCAUGCACAUUUGCAUGGCUUGGAUUAUGACAUUAGAUAUUAAUUAAAUAUAAAGAGAUAUAUUUUGUUUGUUUUUUUAACCAGGACUGCGUUCACUUCACAUUUCUAAAAUCUAAAAUAAAAGCUGAUGUAAUUUUA